Molecule: messenger RNA, 5028 nt
Organism: Recurvomyces mirabilis
Lineage: Eukaryota; Fungi; Ascomycota; Dothideomycetes; Mycosphaerellales; Teratosphaeriaceae
Gene: MON2
Product: Endocytosis and vacuole integrity protein
Exons: 2
Coding region: 1-5028 (1675 amino acids)
Source: RefSeq, a predicted model, not a curated record
AUGACGGCGACCCUGUUGAGCAGCGAGCUCACAAACCUGAUAUCUGAGUCGAAACGCAAGAACACCGACCUAAGAAAUGCUGCGGAAAAGAGCCUCCAAGAGCUAAAGUCGCUGCCGGCAACAUCGGAACAACAGCUCGCUGCUGCAUGCGAGACUGUAAACGUCAAACUUGCUAGCAGCGGCGUUACGUGUCUCCAGAAACUCGUCAUCUCGAGAGGCUUGCCCAAAACCCGGCUACAGGAGACACUAGAUGCGUUCAAUGCCUGUGCCAAUCUUGGUCUAGAAAUUCAGCUGAAGAUACUCCAGGCUCUCCCUUCGCUUAUUCAGAACUAUGCCACCGAGCUAAGGGACGAGCUCCUUGCUGGUGCACUGCAGCUAUGUGCUUCAUUGCAAUCUGCCAAGGCUCAGACGGUCAGUGGCGUCGCCGCCGCUACGCUCCAGCAGCUGGUAAGUGCUGUAUUCGAGAAAGUCGUGGACGAGGAUCGCAAAGCAGGAAGCAUAAGUACCACUCACGAAGUACCUGGAGAGGAAGGACCAAUUGCACUUCGACCCGCGGCGUACGAUGCCUAUCGCAUGUUUCGUGAUCUGGUCCUAGCUGCAGAAGAUCGCCCUACCAAAUUCGUGCAGCUCACGUCCUUGUCGCCUGGUUCGAGUCUCGAGCUUAUAUCGUCAGCUUUGAACGCUAAUGCACGUCUGUUCGUGUUCCACUCGGAACUGAGUAGUGUCAUCAGCUCGAAUCUCCUACCGGCUGUCACGCGGCCACUAUCUGAGAAGGCGUCGUUCGGGCUGACGAUACGUGCUCUUCGUCUGAUCGAUACGCUAUUGUCAAGAUACUUCUCCCGAUUUCUGGAUGAAUUUGAAGUAGCGUUAGGGCUUCUCACUCACCAUCUUGAGCUCGAUCCCGCUGCGCCAUGGAAACGAGUAGCUGCUAUGGAAGUUCUUCGCAACUUUUUGAGCCGCGGAAACGCAGUCAUAGACGCAUAUGCUGCAUAUGAUGGGUCUGAGACCGGGAAGUCGAUUGUACAAGAUCUGCUAUCCUCAUUUGUGCGAUUAUCGGCUGAAAAGCCCGCAGCCAUUGGGCUAGGUCAACAAUCUAGCGUGCCCGCUGGUAGCCGAGACAACGGUGACCCAGCAGUGGAGCAGACAACCCUCGAGGCCGCAACUGGCAUGGCUGGAGUGAUUAGCUCGGUCCUUGGUGUUGCAGAGGCCAACGUACCUGGGAUCAGUCCUGCCUGGAGCAUUCCUAAAACCGCAUGCUUGGAUCAAUUAGACAAGACAGAAGCUCCGGCACUACCGGAAACAUACAUAUAUGCCAUGGUUCUAGAUUGCGUGAACAGUAUCUCUGACAGCUUAGCUCGAGUCGUACUGCCGCUUACAGUUCAGCAUGAGAAGCCAGAGGACGCAUCUGCUGAGACUCCAUCAGAUAGCAGAGAUUCGAUCAAGCGGCCAGUCAACAUGCCCAGGUCGCAAUCGUUUCGCAAGCGUGCUGUGCCCGUGAACCCGUUGACACCCGAGAAUGGAGCUGUCACGGAUCGACUACGUGCAGUGGCUGGGCUCGUCGAGCAUUGCUGGCCUGCAUUUCUAGCCACUUCUUCCACAUUUCUCAACGCAACGCUAGAAGAGCAGUACUAUCGCAAUCUCAUCAAGGGACAUCAGCGCUUUGCACAGGUGGCUGGUCUACUGAGAUUGACCACGCCACGAGACGCUCUCAUGACCACAUUAAGCAAGUCCGCCGUACCACCUCAUGUCCUCAAUGCUGCCAUGAUGGAGAGCACCAAACCUUCCUCCACCUCGGUACCUGAAAGCCCUCGGAUCUUCUCCAAUCCCAGAAAUCUGCUCAGUGUCGAAAGUCUUGUCAGUCAAGCAUCGUCGCUGACAAUGGAUCGCGAACGACGCUCUUCUAUCGAACCUGCACGACCCAUGCUAUCGACCCGGAAUCUUCUGUGCUUGAGGGCUUUAUUGAAUCUUGCGAUUGCGCUUGGUCCAACCCUUGACAAGGCCUUUGCAGUAAUUGUGGAUGUGCUACGGCAAGCAGACAUGAUCCUUAGCUCCACAAUAUCACAGCAUCUCCUUCGUCAAGGUGCUUCUAAGAAGGGCGACGAUGCUCCUUCUGCUGUCCGUACAUUCAGUUCAGAAGUGGCUGCGGUCGAAUCUGCUGCCUCGCGCCUGCUUGAGAGCACCGCUGAUUAUCCCAACGAUGCUUUCUUGUCCGUGCUCCAUGCUUUCAUCCGCCUACUUGGCACGAGGCCUCUGGAAGCGCCUUCCUCACCGAUUACGGAAAGUGUCUCGCCACCUACUACACCCACGUUGCGACAAAGGAACUAUUCUGGUUUACCUGGUAUAAGCACUCUCGCCGAAAUGCAGGCCAGGGACUAUCAAUUUGUGAUACCGAAACUUGGCGUACUUGGCCGCAUGAAUAUCUCACGCUUCGUGGUGUACGAUCCUGCAGACAGUGGUUGGUCUCUUGUCGUCGAUGAACUUGUGCAGAUUGCGUGCGGUGCUUUGAACCCAAGAGAAGCUCGACGAGCAGCAGCCAGCGUACUGUGCGAGAUGAUGGCCGAGUGCAUCAUAACCGCAUUUGACGAAGAUACCAAGCAUCGGUCUGUUGUGCAGCGCCGCGCUUUUGUGGUUAUGCUCGAGAUGAUUAACGGCAUAUAUGCUGAUGAUGGAGAGCCCACCAAUACAGAUGUUGAAGUGCACAGUCAUGUGCUGGAAGCCCUAACACAAGUCUUAGACCGUUCUGGUGAGACUCUGGCCGCUGGGUGGCAUACCAUAAUUGCAAUUCUGAGCACAGCUUUCGAGCGCACUGAGUCCCGUCCAUUCGUCUGUGAGCAAGACAUGGGACUCGGCAUUGAAUGGCACUCUAUCUCCAGCGAGCUCGUAUCUGCUCACGUCGCUCGUGUUGCGUUCAGCGCCACGCAGCUCAUUUGCUCUGACUUUUUAGCUGCUCUACCUUUGGCCGUCAUGCCCUCUCUCUUGGAACUGCUCUACCGAUAUACUGCCCAAGAGGGAGAUCUAAACAUGGCGUUGACUACCGUGACGAUGACUUUAGCGGUCGCCGGACAUAUCAUUACGGAUGGGGCAGCGGAGGAGAUGGAAAGCUUGGCGUCGGAUCUCGAAGACACCGAUGAUAUGCUGGCAGAUGUGGAGAAUCAUGCAACUGAACGCAAAGCUGCUCAGCUACUGCUGCUCAUGCUCAGGCUACGAAAUGUAGUACGGGACACAAAGAAUGAGAUUCGCAAUGCAGCAUACCAGACCGUGUGCAGCAUUACCAAAAAUGUUGGCACGACGGUGACACCCAAGGCAUGGGACAUGUUGCUGCGCCAUAUCUUUAUGGUCAUUGCAGCCAACGAUAUCCGGCUGUACGCAAGCGAAGACAUUGACGCUGCAAGCCCAUCAGCAGCCUGCGCCAAGAGCGACCACAACGUCUCUGCGCAGAUUAUGCAGGGCGUUGCGAAUCUCGUAGUCCAGCAUAUCUCUGUGAUCGAGCAGAGCAGAAGGCUACCAAGCCUGUGGGAGAUCUUCUUGACUCGCCUCGAGGCAUAUCUCGAUUGUGAGGACCACAGGCUCAACACUAGCGUAUACACUGCGCUUGCAGGGAUACUAGGCCAGGUAAGAGAAGGAGCAAGUGUCUGGACGACUCCUAUCUAUCGCACCAUUGCGUUGUGGCUGAAGAGGCCACCGGAGCUCUCGGAUGAUGAGCAAGACAAGCAAGACAAUCAAGCUUCGUUCGUCGCUUACAUGGACACAGCAAUUGAGCUUUAUCGAUUGGCUAAGGAAACCAUUAGUGGGCCGCAGACUCGUAAGAUGAUUGAUAAUAUCUUUCACUGCGUGGAGCGUUCCAACGGUCCGAGAUACGCAGCCGAUGUCAACUCUAUGAGCACCUUGCAAACCAAGGCUAUGCAGCUGCUCGACAAUAUCCGUGUGGGCCAGGAUCAAUUGUUAUCGAGCCUGGUAGUCACCGCCUCCGAGAUCUCACUCCUGCAUCACAAAGGCGCGAGCUCGAACACGAACCACGGGCCUACUUUCAUAGCCAUCUCCAGUCAUGCCAUAGACUGGCUUGCCUCUCUCGUGCAACAUCACGCAACGACUGAUCUGGGGGACAUCAACAUGAGUGCCCUUAAUCAGGCCGUGGGCGCACUGCAACACAUGGUACAUAGCAAAUAUGCAGUGCCGGCGAAGUGCAAAGAUAAGUACCUUUGGCAACAAGCAACCACCACUGGCUUGAAGCUGGUAGAGCCUAUACUACGAGUUGCACGUGAUACGAGAGACAUCAACUCAAGGAACGCUUUGUGGACAGAGACGAUUCAGCUUGUAGCGGGCACAGUCAACGCUACAGGUCUCGAUACCAUGACAGAGCAGAAAGCCAUCGAAGAAGAUGAAGGUUCUGAUAUCGAGAGCUUUGAGAAGUGGAAGGGUAUGCUUGUACCGUGCGUGGGCGAUUCAACACUGGCCGUCGAGAUCCGCAAUUCUCUUGUGCGUGCGCUAUUCGACGCCUCUAUUAUUCACAGAAUCGAGCCAAGCGAGGUGCCAGAUGCCUCCAGAUCUCCGUUGGAAGGACUGCUUGAGCUCAGGCGACCGCGCGCGAGGCGUGUACCAUUCUCACCACGCGAGCGUAUGAGUUACGUCUGCUUCGAUGAACUCAUUGCGCUUGCAACUCGCCAAGAAGAUACAACCGAGCACACAAAUUUGGCACAAGCAGCCGCACCAAUGCUUAUUCUUCGACUGGCCGUGCCAAUCCGAGCAUAUGUCAUCGAUCACCCGUUGCGAGGUCGGCGACCUCAACCUCUUUCCGAGCUAGAGGAACUGCUCUUCGCGUUUGGGAAGAUCAAGACUAUCAGAUUGCAUCCUCAAGCUUUGGCUGCAGACUCGGUCGCAUCUCGAAAAAGUGGCCCAGAUGCUCAUGUGCAACUCCUGUACCCGCUUCUCGUGAAAGCUGUUGCAGUAGCAAGUAACAAGUGGUGUGGAGCGGAAGAAGUGCUGCUGCCACUGCAGUCUGUGCUGGAAGGUAUCACCCCAGUGCCAUGA